AUGGCAGGGGAAGAGCAUGCGUUAGCCGUUCUCUUACGAGCACUGCAGGGUCUCGCACCUAAAGACUUUCAGGAGUUUAAGACGAAGUUAUCGGAUGUUCACGUGGAAGGAGGAUGGAAUAUCCCCAAGGAUUCGCUGGUCAAGGCCGCCCACCCUUGCGCACUUGUGCACUGCAUGGGCGAGAACUACAGUGAAGACGCCGCGAUGGACAUAGCGAUUGGGUUGUUCGAAGAGAUGAACCAGAGAGACCUCGCUGAGAAACUCCUGGAUGAGAAGGUGAAAGAGUACAAGCGGAAAUACAGAGAGCAUGUGGUCCGGGAGUUCCUCCGGUACAAAGAAGUGAACUCCUGUCUCGGGGAGAACCUGUCCAUCAGCAGCCGCUACACCGACCUGACCAUCGCCAGGAAGCCUCGGAGCAAGCGUGGAGGUGAGCAUGAAGCUGUGGGCGCCAGCCGUGGAUGUGCCGACGCCGGCAACAGACCAGCCACCGUCACCGUCACCGCACAGACGCUGUUUAAACCCGACAGAGACGGGCAAACGCCACAGGUUGUGGUGCUGGUGGGGGCCCCGGGGAUGGGGAAGACGAUGACGGUCAGGAAGGUGAUGGUAGAGUGGGUGGAAGGGACCCUCUACACGCAGUUUGACUACGUCUUCUGCAUAGACUGUAAAGACAUUGCCUUUACCAAGGAAGCGAGCGUGGCAGACCUGGUUUCAAAGUGCUGCCCUCACAGGCGAACGCCGGCUGGGAAGAUCCUGGAUGACCAGAAGAAGAUCCUGUUCAUUUUUGAUGGCUUCGAGGCCCUGGGAUUUUCCUUGGUUCAGCCUGAAGUUGAGCUGAGCUCUGACCCCAGGGAAGUGAAGCCUCUGGAAACCACCCUGAUGAGCUUGUUGAAGAAGGCUGUCCUGCCCGAGUCCUCCUUGCUCAUCACCACGAGGCCGAUGGCUCUUCAAAGCCUGGGGCAGUGCCUGGAGGGUGAGUAUUACGCAGAAAUACUGGGAUUUUCGGCAGCCAUGAGGGAGGAAUAUUUCCACAGGUAUUUUGAGAACGACAAUAAAGCCGACGUGGCCUUCAGGUUUGCCAGAGGCAACAAGAUCCUCUACAGCUUGUGCGUCAUCCCCGUCAUGAGCUGGACUGUCUGCACCAUCCUUGAACAAGAGCUUUACAAGAAGAAAAACCUCGUUGAGUGCUCUAAAGCCACCACCUGGAUGAGCGUGUUUUACCUCUCCCGGUUAAUGAAGUGCAGAGGCAGGGACAACCCGCAGGACCUCCAGCGGUUCCUGCGCAAGCUCUGCUCCUUGGCUGCCGAUGGCGUCUGGAAGCACAAGGUCCUCUUUGAGGAGAAGGAAAUCAAGGACCGUGGCUUGGACCAGCCAGACCUUCUCCCCCUCUUCCUCAAUGAGGAGAUCUCAAAGAAAGGUGUAGACCGUGAGAACAUCUACAGCUUCACUCACCUGCACCUCCAGGAGUUUUUUGCGGCGAUGUUUUACGUUCUGGAGGACGAUGAGGAAAUGGUCGGCGACUCGGGGGCUCUCGCAAAGGACGUAAAUAUGUUAUUAGAAAGUUAUAGCAAGUCCAGGAAGGAUUUGAACUUAACAGUGCGGUUCCUGUUUGGUCUGAUAAGCCAAAAAUCGAUAGAGUACGUGGACAAAAUCAUCGGGUGCAGAAUUUCACCGCAAGCCAGGGAAGAUAUGCUGAGGUGGCUUCAGGGGAGGCACAGAGGCAUCUCCCAUCCCAGCCAAGCGCUGAAGGUUUCGGAGUUGGACACUUUCCACUUUUUGUUCGAGAUGAACGAGAAAAGCUUCGCGCAGAGCGCGUUGGGUCAUUUCACCGACGUAGACUUGCAGGACAUCAAGCUGACCCUGUACGACCAAAUGGCUCUUUCCUUCUGCAUCAGGCAGUGGGCCGGGCUGGGCUGCGUCACCCUCCGGGGAUGCUCCUUCCGCCAGCAGGAUCCCGGGAAGGAGCUGGCCGCGUCGGUGCCUCG
Messenger RNA from Pygoscelis adeliae (Adelie penguin), 1985 nucleotides. Its product is annotated as NACHT, LRR and PYD domains-containing protein 3-like. The transcript has 2 exons. The record is from RefSeq and is a predicted model, not a curated record. The annotation marks the transcript as partial. Gene Ontology annotation, cellular component: cytoplasm. NCBI's taxonomy places the organism in Eukaryota, Metazoa, Chordata, Aves, Sphenisciformes, Spheniscidae.